Messenger RNA from Pieris macdunnoughi, 1761 nucleotides. Lineage: Eukaryota; Metazoa; Arthropoda; Insecta; Lepidoptera; Pieridae. The record is from the annotation of a GenBank genome assembly.
AUGAUGCGUACACUGCUGGCAUACUAUGCAGACAUGAUGGCAGCAAGUCGCGGAGCGGGAUGCGCGCGCGACUGCAGCGGACGCGGGGACUGUAUGAACGGGACCUGCCUUUGCGAGAUCCGGUACACGGGAGACGAGUGCGCGGGACAUAAUCUCCCAUACCAUGCGUGUAUUGGAGGGGUGUUCCUAGCAGUGUCGUUCGUGUGUGCGGUGCAAUUGACGCUAUGCAUCGUUACUGAGUACAGGCGAUUAAAAGCUCCGAACUUCCUAAGAGCUUGCAAAGUUACAACACAGAAGAUGCUGUAUCUGGUCGCGUUCCUGGCGUCUCUUAUACGCGGCGCGUACUUUAUUUCCCCUGAAGCAUUCCAAGAAACGUGGGCUACAAGUCUACCAUCUGCCUACUAUCCUCUACUUCUGUCCGGCUCAUCACUUAUCGUCUGCUUCUGGGCUGAGGUGUUCCACCUCCGCGAUGUGCGAUGGGAGAGACAGCGUUUCCUCUCUAAGUCAUUCCUGGCGUUCGUCACCUUCAAUGUGAUCAUCUAUUCACUCCUCUUCGCUGAAGUUCUCACCAUCAACGUGGCUAAUACUUCAAUUGAGAAAAAGAGUUUCUACCAGCACGUGUUCAACGGGUGCUACGCGGUACUUCUCUUCGUAGUGGUUAUUUUCUUCCUGAUCUACGGCGUCGAAGUAUAUUUUAAGCUUCGCGGCGAAUUCUUGCGCGAGACUAAAGUGUGUACAAUCGUAACUACAAGACCUGGUCCCUCUUCAGCCGCUGAUGGUGAUGAUGUGCAGGAUACACUGGUCAAGCAGGGCGUCCAAACGGACCUAGCCGAGGUGGAUGGAACAGUGGACCCACGUUCAGUGAACCACUCCCAAUUGCACCAAUCCCGUUUGGGCCUCAUCAGUCAAGCGCUGAUGCUGAUUCUCAUCGUUGGCUUCCUCGCCUCUGAGACAUUGAGCGAAUUCUGGAAAGCCAAGGUUCCGGUGGUAUCUCGCAAUUGGCACGACCUGGUCUUUCGUUUAGCUGAAAUUGGUGUCACGCUAUGGUUCCCCUGUGUUCUAUGGAACUGUAUGGCACCCGAACAAUUGUGGAUAUUGAACCCGAGACGUCUGCUCGCCAAGCAAUUGGACGAGGCCAGGCUAGCCGAUUUACUAGGACCCGGGAGUAACCAGGACAACAAGAAUGUGGAAACAGACUCCCUCGUUGGUAGCAUCGGUUCUGUCCGUGAUUGCUGGAUUUGUUACGACAGCUCACGAUCGGAUCCCCUGAUCAGACCUUGCCGGUGCACGGGCGAUGUGGCUGCCGUUCAUCAUGAGUGUUUAAAGAGAUGGCUUAUUGAGAGCUACGGCACCCCAGACAGCAUGAAAUGCAAAGUUUGCAACACGCAAUACAAUGUUGAAGAAACUAAUCGGCUACUAUGGGAACGCGGCUUCACGGGUGUCCACUUCCUCCGUAUCACGUUGGCCUUCAUCUGCAUGUCGCUGUCGGGUUUGUUCGCGUGGGGCGUCGUUCAGUUGUACCCGUCGCCCGUCGCACGCAUUCUUGGUACGGGGGGAGCGUUGCUCGUCUGUUAUGUCGCCGCCAAGUACCUGGGUUUCCAUACUCUAACAGCAUAUCGUCGCGCAAGAGUUGCCUCAAUAAGAAUUAUUACCGAACCUUUAGAUGACGCCGAGCCUCAGCUAUGCACCAUCAGCAAGACAGUUACCGUGGAAAUUGCCUCAAAAAAUGUCCUCGAAGAAGCACUUAAGGGUGAGAAAUGA